AAGAAUAAUUGGAAUAUUAGCUAGGGAUUCUUCCAACCCUGAUGAUUCUGAAAAACACAAUGGACUUUCAUGUUUUAAUUAGGAUAUAAAAUAAAAUUUCAUUAAAAGCAUUGAAAAUAUAAUUAUAAAUUCAUGUUAAGAAAAUUGCUAAUUAGUAACAGAUGCCAUAAGACGAUAUUAGGAAUUCUUCCAACCUUGAUGAUUCUGAAAAACACAUUGGACUUUCAUGUUCACAUCCUUCACAUCGUGCUCAUGCAUGUUUUAAUUAAGAUUUUUUACAUUGCAUGUAAAUAUAUCAAAUAGAAUUGCAUUAAAAGCAUUGAAAAUAUAAUUAUUAAUUCACAAGAAGAAUAUUCUCUAGGUUAAUUAAUUGAGCCCAUUUAAUGAGGUUUUGAGGUUGGACUUGUUUUAAGAAAUUGAUGGCAGUUUUGUAAUUUAUAAGAAGAAAAAAGCCUCUUUGUUAUGUUGUAAAUGAGUUUUGGGUGUGUUUCUAAAGUCCAUUUCAUAUAUGGUAUUUUUAUAAUUUAGGCCAUUUCAUAUAUGGUAUUCUUAAUACGGGAGAUUAUAAUCUUCUGAGAAGAAUUGUCGGCAAUGAUUGUGAUGGGCUCCGUUGCCUACUACUUGAACACGCUUUUAUCUUUCAAGACUUUUGCAGGCUCUACUUGAAGAACACGCUUAUAUUCAUAAUUUCAUUAAUUAAUUGUGGGUGCUUUGCCCCUUCUACUUUUCCUCUAUUAUCUUUAGUAAACUAAUAAGUUCUGAUCAAGUUGGAAGAAGGAAGGACCAUAUUUCCAUCAUUUCAUCAUCUGCUCUAGUCGAAUCGAAACUACGGACCCAGCCAGAACACACAGUUGCAUCAUAGUCCUAAGCUCCAGCCAGUAAUGGAAGAAGACGACGGCAGCAGCAAAUAUCCUGGAAAUGAAAUCAUCAAUCCCAAUGGUGCUGAUGCUGUUGGGAUCUUCCCCUCUCGCACCUCUGAUGUCCACUGGAGCAACACCGCGGAAGGCCAAGGUUCCAGUGGAGGAACGAAACUGGAAGGUGACGGUCACAACUUGGGCAACAUCAAAUACAACAUUAGUGGUAAUACAAUUAGCGCACUCAAUGGAGAGUUAGAUGUUGGGAUGUUCAGCUUUCACAACAUAGGUUUCUACGGGAGCAAUGCCGGCCACGGUCAAGGUGGACGUGAAGGAAAUAAGGGCUUCCUCAAACGCAAAGCAGGUGGCUCGAGCUCCGCCCAAGGCCAAGGUGGCGGUGGAGGAACCAAACCCAAAGGUGAUGGUUACAACAUUCGUGGCAAUAACAUUAAAGGAGAUGGAGAUAGGAAAGCGUAUCACAACUUCAGCAACAUCGAAUACAACUUGAAGACAACUAAUACAGAAGAUGACGGCAGCACCAGCCAAGCCAAUAUUCGCAAAAAUACAAUUACAGCACGCAAUGGAGCCUCAUAUGUUGGGAUGAUCAACUUUCACAACAUAGGUUUCUACUGGAGCAAUGCAGGCCAACGCCAAGGUGGCCGUCAAGGAAACAAGGGCUUCCCCAAACCCAAAGGUUUCAGUCACAACAUUUGUAAUAAUAAAAUUAGCGCAUAUAAAUCUACAAAAGUUGGGUUACAAAACUUUGGCAACAUCAGAUACAACUGCUAAUGUAUGGUUGGUUGGGUUUUGUAGGCUUUUGGUAUUUAAUUAUUCCAGAAUUUCUUUGGCCCUUUGUGGUUAAGAACUUAUGAGUGGAGGUAUAUCGUAAGAGUUUGAUGUUACUUGUCCAAUUCUCCAUAUUAAUUUGUAUUAACAUUUUAUGAUUAUGGUUAGUAGUACGGUAGACAUGA
Molecule: messenger RNA, 1825 nt
Organism: Prunus avium (sweet cherry)
Lineage: Eukaryota; Viridiplantae; Streptophyta; Magnoliopsida; Rosales; Rosaceae
Source: RefSeq, a predicted model, not a curated record